AGGUGAUUCGAGCUCCAGCCAGGAUGAUCGAGGUGGUUUGCAACGACCGUCUGGGGAAGAAGGUCCGCAUGAAAUGCAACAUGGAUGACACCAUCAGGGACCUUAAGAAGCUGCUUGCAGCCCAGACUGGCACCCGUUGGAACAAGAUCGUGCUGAAAAAGUGGUACACGAUUUUCAAGGAUCACGUGUCUCUAGGGGACUAUGAAAUCCAUGACGGGAUGAACCUGGAACUUUAUUAGCAAUAGAGCAGAAACCCUUCUCCCUGCUCCAUCUCUCCUCCUCGCCCACC
Molecule: messenger RNA, 289 nt
Organism: Tupaia belangeri chinensis (Chinese tree shrew)
Lineage: Eukaryota; Metazoa; Chordata; Mammalia; Scandentia; Tupaiidae
Product: ubiquitin-like protein 5
Exons: 1
Coding region: 24-239 (71 amino acids)
Biological process (GO): protein modification process
Molecular function (GO): protein binding
Source: RefSeq, a predicted model, not a curated record